Solea senegalensis (Senegalese sole) is the source of this 5902-nucleotide messenger RNA. RefSeq names its product pleckstrin homology domain-containing family A member 7 (gene plekha4). The transcript has 27 exons. The record is from RefSeq and is a predicted model, not a curated record. Bases 876 to 4811 code for a protein of 1311 amino acids. NCBI's taxonomy places the organism in Eukaryota, Metazoa, Chordata, Actinopteri, Pleuronectiformes, Soleidae.
GUUGCAACCCCCAAUUGAACCGAGUCCCCAAUCGUACCGAGUCUAGCGGAGACUGUUAGGUGUGAAAACAACCUAAAAUUAUGUCCAAAAAUAUGAACUAUCCCUGUAAAACAAAAAACAACAAAAAACCUGUUGCUAAAGGAGGCCUCUGAUGCACUCGUGGCACGCUGGCACCUCAGUGUUCCUCACUUUGUGUGUCCUGAUUUCAUGGCUUUGAGUGACAGCUCCUGCUGCAGCCGGGGCAGAUACAGGCUUCAAGACAAGGGGCACAAAGGCCAGGCAGGGGAAGAUGGUGUCCAAGAAGACGGGGAAACUGAUCCAGAAAAAUACAGCAGCAAACCGUUCAUGUUGUUUUAAGGAGAAGAAGCCACGCAGCAGCUGUCAGUCACCAGGCUGAUUGUGAAGUUUGCUAAAUGGACUGGGUCAUAAAUAUUUAGAGGCACACUGAUGUGUCUCCUGCGAGAGCUGGUCGUCCUGGGAAUCUGAGGUCCUGACCUUACUGAGGGCUGAGAAAUGACAUGUGGAGAAGAUAAAGAAGGAUGAAAGAACUGCUGCUUUCCUUUCGUUGCAUCCCUAAGUCAAGUCGAUGUGUAAGAACAAGAAGAAGCAGAAGAAGAGGAAGAAGAUGGGAGGGGGAGAGGGACUGACAGAGGCGACACUGUGAGAGGACAGAGGAGCACACUGAGUGUGAACAGUCAGCGUAGGUAGAGUGCCUGAAUAACGCCGCUGCUUCACCACAAGCCCAGAGACAUGGGGAGAAAGACGAUUCACACGUAAAAAGGAGAGACGCCCAGUAACGCAUUGCAAAGAGUGUUGCAACUGUUUUGGGCAACAGGAGCCUGUGGGGCCAGGAAGAGAGCAGCUGAGCCUGAGUAAUGGAGCUCGAAGUGACCAGCAGGCAAGCGCAGUUAUUCAGGAUGGACGAUCCGGAGAGAGUGAGCCAAGCUUCCAGUGUGGCCACAAUUUCCUACUUUCCAGUCAGGAAGGAAAGUCUUGGAAAGGUGCAAGCAUUUGGAAAAAGAUGCCAGGCUGCCAAGAGAGACCCAAACUGCCCUGUAGUCAUCAGAGGAUGGCUAAACAAAAAGGAUAGUUCUGGUUUAAAGCUUUGGAAGAGACGGUGGUUUGUCCUCUCCAACUAUUGUCUGUUUUACUAUAAAGACAGCAGAGAGGAGUCUGUGCUCGGCAGCAUUCCACUCCCGAGCUACAGAAUCCUGCUCUGCUCACCGCGAGAAUGCAAGAACAGGAAGUUCACCUUCAAGGUGGUGCACCAGGGAAUGCGCUCCUAUUUCUUCAGCGCUGACACUCAGGAGGAUAUGCUGGGUUGGGUCCGAGCCCUUAGCCAGUCGGCUGCCAUGGACGCAGAGAGCUCCAUGAACAGGCGCUGCACCAGUUAUCAGGAUUUCACACAAAUCGGCGGCAGCAGUGAAUCAGUGGACUUCCCCAAAGCCCCCUCGGAUGGAGAGGGUCCCGCCCAGAAUCACAGGCACGUCAGUAGGACUCUGAGCGAACCCAGUCAGCUCUCUGGUGGAAGGAUGGGGGAGUCGCAAAGGGGGAGGCGGAGAGCGCGUCACAGAAACAGCAGCCCUUCAGACAGAACACCCAGUCCUCCUGAAUUUAGCAGAAGAGCGUAUGGUCCAAAUCUAGAGGAGGAUGGUGACCAGAACACACCGCCCACACAUAUGGAGUUGAUGGGAAUGGGUUCUCUGACCUCCAGAGGUCAUCUGGGGUCACGACCUCAUACACCAGUGGGAAGGGUUGACAUUCGACCUCACGAUGACCUGGUCUUGAUGCCACAGACUCUAUACUACACACCCUCCUCACCUAAGCUGGAGUUCAAAUCCACUCCGACUACUCCAGGCUCAGAAAGGUGGCAAAACCUAAACAAGCCCACGGCCACAUAUGGUUCAGUUCAUCAUCCCCCGAGUGGAAGAAGACUAGCAAAGCGCUGCUCUGCAGGAGCACAGACAGACUUACUGCCCCCUUUGCCUCCCUUAUCGAGGGCUGCGCACGCUCCGCACCCACCGCACCACCACCACCAUCAUCACCACCACCGCAGCCAUGUAUCUGUCUGUGUGCUACCGCCUGCAAUGGCCCCAAAGCCUGACCCAAGGGAAACGCCACCAAUCAGACCUCUUGAAAGUGAUGCAGAUACUGUGUUGACCAGGUUAUGUGGGUGUGAUAAGCUGCUACAGUCACUGUCCGUGGAACUGGCCCAGCUACAGAUGGAUAAGGAUAGUGUCCAGUGUGCUUUAGAGGUGUCCAGACUGCAGCUGGAUGAGUGGCAGAGCCAGGGGCCGCGGGCCCUGGAUGAAGCUCUGACCCAUAAGGCUUUGCUCCAGGAAGACCUGGUCACAAUCCGAGCGAGAAUGUGUGACGUGUCAUUGGAAAUGGAGAGGGUGUGGAGUCAAUAUGAGAGAAUGGAGAGUGAACUUUCUGUUAUACGCUCACACCUUCAGCAUAUCUGUAACUUUGGAAUGCCUCAGGAUCAAUCUCAGGCUCAGAGAGAACUGUGGAUGAUGGAGGACAUCUUGGCUGGACUGAAGGUCAACAGGGAUCAUUUCCGAUUUUUGCUGGGACUACAGAGACACCACAUGUUCCAGUCAACAGCGCCACAUUCUGUGUCUCCUGGCUCGCCCGCAGAGAGGCAACACAGUGACCUGACGACGGAUGUGGAACAGGAGCCACCAGUUCGCCCCGCAUUACCCCGGGAGCUCCUGCAGAGCCAGGACCGAGGCCAUGGCUACACUGAGUCACCAUAUGAGGGAUUCUACAGCCCCUCUGUUGAGGCUGCACAAAGAAGAGGGAGAAGCCACGCUGACCGGAGAGAUGCAUCCGAAUCUCAGCCUGACUCCAGCUGGAACCAACCAGACACGACCAAGAACAUAAGGAUGAGUGAAGAAGAGCAGAUUGAGAGGAUGAAGAGAAAUCAAGAGCGGUUGAGUCAUCACAAGAAGCCUCCCAUACCUGCUGCCAGUGCUCAGAGUCAAGGUUCAGAACCACGAGAGGCUCCCUUUCCUUUAAGGGUGACUCGUGUUGUAACGGCAGUGCUGCCGUCCUCUCUCGUGGCCCGGCGUGUUUCUGUCGAGGAUCCUCCGGCUGAGCUUGAUAAUUCCCUGCCUGAGCAGAUCCCACCAGAGCAGAGUAAAACAAUUUUAAAUACGCUGCCUCGGCGUCUACUGCUGGAGAGUCCUGACAAUAAACGGUCCUCUGCUGCAGAAACGCACCAGGAUCAGCCGGUUAAAAAGACGAGCAGGCAGCAGUAUCCGGGAGCACUGAGGUCUCCCAAGAAGAAGUCAAGGCCAGACGUGAGGAGAGCAGAGUCCACCGAGUCCUCGAGAUACGCACGUGUAGAGAAUGGAAGAAUAAGCCGAGACGUCAUGGCGGCGGAACAACCCUCUGCCCCCCUGACAUCUGACAUGGACCUGGAACUCUGUCUGACCCCCGAGCAGCGAGAUGCCAAACUCCGACGUGUGAAACGAAUAAGGGAGAGGGUCAUACAAAGUGCAGUCAGAGAGAGUGUAACUACAUGCAGUCAAGUGGCAACAGGGGAGGAGGUGCAGGAAGUUCCCCAGAUGCCUCCUGACAAAGUAAGAAAGCAAAGGAUAAAAUCAGAUCCUGAAAAGCAACCAUCUGUUGGUGGCUGUGAUAACACGAGAGGUCCUGCACAGCUUCAGCUUUCUAGUGGAACAUCUCAGGAUGAAGAUGACAGAGAUGGACCUGUGAAAAAAUCUCAAAGUCAGUGCAAGUUUGGGGACAAAACAAAACACAAUAAGGAUUGCAGUGGAAGAACAGGUGUUGCCAGAGGGAGAGUCAAGCGUCCAGUGUCACCCUAUCAUAUCUCAUCCAUGACUGUCUACCAAAAAGAUGGAGGCAAAGGAUUUGUAAGUUGCAAGGUUGAGGAGGAGAAAACCCCUGAAGAACCUUCUGCUGAUGAUAGUGAAGCACAUUCCACAUCUUCUGAUCUGAGGGCCAAGUGGUUCCUUUCCACCAAUCAUUGGCAGGGCUUCAUACCUUUGCAGAUGCAUGGCAUAGAGUCACUGUGCAGUGAGGAGAUGACCGACAGGGAACAGCAGCCAGCAUGCUCUGAUGAUGCGACUGAUUGUGGUGAAAUGUCAUCCACGGUGUGUGAAAGUUUAGAAAAAAUGAAAGAGAACCAUUCCCUCUUCUAUAAGAUCGCAUGCGACAUCAGCAUCUCAGAUACAGACAUAACAAAGAACGAUGGGAAUACUAAUGUCCAGUUGCCAUGUGGGUCAGAGGAGGAAGAACUGUUGAUAACUGAAUCUGUUGCCGAUGAUGCGGAGAGACGGCCUGACCAUGAGAGCAGCCUGUGUUUGCCAUCAGACGUUAAUGAAAGCAGUAUCUCAACAGAUGACAAAUUCCAGAGUUCAACAGUGGGAAUCCAGAGCAAAGCAGCAUUCAACACCAGUCCAGCAAAAGAGACACAUGUCCUUGGAAAGAUCCAACAGAAAGAACGUGAAGAUACCACGAGGAAAGAGAGCCUCUUGAACGCUGAAGAAAGUGAUGUCGGAGCUUUAGCCGAUGUUGAUUCUGAGCCGACGCUGGAUGAAUAUGUCAAGGGAAAAAAACAGGGUUUAGAGAAGGAGUCAGAAGAUGUGAAGAUGGACCAAGAGAGGUGUGAGGAGCCAAAGGAAUCCCAUUGUCCAAGUGAGGAGAACAAAGAGACAGUUCAAGAACUAUGCAACAACAACAGCUCCAUCACUCCAUCCAGCUCUGUGUACAAAGGCAAAGGUAUAAUCCGGAGUGCUUCUUUUGGGAAGGCUCGAGUAACAGUAAUAAGGACAAGUCUGUAGGAGUAAGAACAGGAAAGGUUUAAAGAGCUUAGGAAGGACAAGAACAUAGUGAGGUGAUUAAUUGUCAAGAAAAAUGCUCCAGGGGAGGAUGUAAAGUGACUGAGGUGAAACUAGACCUAACCUAGAGGUAGAAGUGGUAAAAUGGGAACAUAAAGUGUCAGAAAAUGACAUAAUGCUUGCUAAACUUAAACAUUUCCACGUGGUUAGAAAAUGGAUGUAGAUAAAACUGAGAAUAUCAUCAAUACAAAAUGUCUGAAUGCAAACAGUGCUCUUGCACGUAUUGAAUGUGGUUGCAUAAGGUUUUUAAACAUAGCUUGAAUGAAAUGAAAUGAAAUGAAAUGAAAUAUUAAGUUCUGUAGCUUACUGCACGGUGCGUGCCGCUGAGCCGAGAACCAGCUUGAGAAGUGGACGCUCGCUCCCUUUGAAAACAUGGCCUCCAGCAAGGACACAGCAUUCAGGGACGCUGGUUUAAUGUGUGACGUGUUGAGGAAAUGAAUGCCACUUUACCUCAUUGAUCGCCGCUCACUCUCCAGCACCAAACUCUAUCAGGAAAAUCCGAUUUUACAUCACAGCUCACAGGAGAAGUUUGUUGUUUUGUGACUUUGGUGUUUGAAAUCCUUAGUUCAGAUUCACCUUCACUUUCACACUUGACAUUACAGUAACAACAUUUUAAUGGGAUGGUAAUAAGUUAUUAAUUUGGUAGUAGUAUUGUGGAUAAGAUAAAUACAAUUCUAGGUCAUUCAUGUUUUAAAUACAAAAAUGAUUACACCCUUAAAAUCAAGUCGGCUUCACAACUCCCUGUGGAGCUUAUAUAGGUUCUCUACGGAGUUUGGUGCAGGAGAGUGAGCAGUCAGAAAAGGUCUCGCCUUAUAGCGUGACAAACAGGAUUUUAUUACACUUUUAUUAGGUGUAGCUACACGUUUCCUUGUUUCCUCUUCAGUGGCAGCCGUGUUUCAGUGGGAGCAAGCUUCUGUGUCUUAUGGCGUGUUUCCACCGACUCGACUUGCCUCGGCAUGACACGGUUAUCUUGCGUUUCCACUAGUGUUUUUUUGUGCUCCGGUCAUGGAGGAAGUACUGAACAAAGAGUUUUA